UUUGGUUUCACUUUUCGAUGCAAAAGACGCGUUGUCGCGAGUGCAGUGUAAAUUCGAAAUAUUAUUAUUGUGAAAUUUUAUCAUGUAAGUGAUGAGUUGUACCGAAAAUGAAAGUAACCCUUUUGUCGUAUUCUUCUUACCAGCGGUUGUUGGCUGCCUGACAAUACUCCUGGCUAGGCGCUGGGCAAACGCUCAAGUUAGCAGUACAUCGUCUACUGCGGUCUCUCGACGCCGGAAAAUAAUAAAAGAUCCGCUUAUAAAGCGACCACUGCCCCCGAUCGCUACUAAAAUGGUGGCCCCGGGCGCGAAAAAGAGCUCUGGAGCUGCCAAGAAGGGUGCAGCGCCCCAAGUUUCCGACGAGGAUAUCAAUGGCAAACGUACCAGACCACGCUUGUCACCGUCAUCCACUGCCCCUGUGGCAGACAUUAAGCUGGCAGACAACCCAUUGCCCCCCAAACACAUACCAUUCCCGUACAUACCACAGGAUGGGGAAGUUCUGUUUGAGGUGAUGUCCUUUGUGUUCACAACUGUGGCAAUGGGUCUGCAGUUCUUGAAUUUAUACAGGACUAUGUGGUGGUUGCCACACUCUCAUACUACACAGGCUAUGAACUUCUACCUGAUAGAUCCACAUUUGGUGGCGUUCAUAGUGACACUGCUCAGUCGAAGACUGCUUUUAAGUGUUGGUGUUGCAUUGCUGGGAUGUGUCGUCCCGCCAAAGAAAAUGCCACAUGUUACAAUUGCAGCCAGAAUGUUCAUCCUAGGCGUAGUUCUGGGUGCACUCUCCUGGUGCAUAUACUUUAUAAUGGUCAAAUACCCUCUCCUCAAGAUAUUUUACUUGUGCUACCCGGCACUAAUAUACUUCAUAUUAUUUGGAUUCAACUCAAGUCCCUUCUUAGAAUUGCACAACACAGAUGCUCCGCUCAUGCACAGCUGUUCACAUGAGCCAGAGCAGAUUCGCACAGAAGUUGAAGUUUUGAGGCAGGACUUCAAUAUGAGAGUCAAGAAAAUCCUGUUCAAUUCUAUGUUGGGGGCAUAUUAUAGUAGUUUUGUGCCAUGCUGUUUUGCACAGUCAUACCUACACUACGAUGCUGCGGGGGCAGCUCAACAAGUAGGCUUGGUGUGGGGCGCGUUGUGCGGUCGAUACGCAGCGCAUCUGUUACCCGCAGCGCACACAGACGCGCCGCAUCGGGCCGCCAAGCAUUUAGGACGGUGGACGCUGGUGACAGCGUCAUCGUCAGACACGAGUGAGGUGCCCGAGUGGUCGAGCAGUAAAUGGUGGCGCAGCGGCGCGCGCGUACGCAUUGCGGACUGUGUCUAUGAAGCAAGCGCACCACUAGUAUGCGCGCAUCCUACUGACGCGCAUCACACGAGGUUUUAUUCAGUGUUCAACAAUCCAUCAAAGUUGCUCUGCCUGCUGCUGUGUCUGCAACUGGCGCUGGUGGCGACGCAGCUGUGCCUCCUAUUCAGCUCAUUCGCAUGGCACUACUUUUUAGCAGUCCUCAUACUACUAUUCAUAAACUACUAUACGCUAUUCAAAAUGGCGCGCGACUAUCUUGUCGCGUGGAAAGUGUACAAGGCAGAGAACUUGAUACAAGACAAAAAUGUCGCAAUACAAUCGACUAACUGAUGGAGACGAGUGUACAUUGAUGUAUCUCCCGCGCACAUUUUCAGACAAGGAUUUUUUUGCUGACUGUACUUUCUGUGUAAAGUUUUGUUCACACUCUGAUAUUUAAAACUAACACCUAUAUAAACAAGCAUCAACUUUGUUUCUUUUCUUAGUUGCAACUCGAUCGCGGUCUUUCAACUCAUAUAAAACUGUCAUGUUGACAGCGGCAAAAACUGCCACUUCAUACAUAACUGUGAACUUGACAGUGUAUGUUGAACUUGACAGUUUUGUAUGAAGUGACAGUCGACGGAUCGCGAUGCUAUUAUUAAUAGGUACCUAUUCUAUUUUGUGUCAGUGCUCACUGCUCAUACUACCGUUCAUAAAUUACUGCUAUUCAAAACGGUACGCAACUAUGUUGUCGCGUGGAAAGUGUGGGCAGAAAGCUUGAUAUGUACAAGACAAAAAUGUCGCAAUACAAUCGCCUAACUAAUAGACAGCAGUGUUUAUUGGCGUAUGACAAGAUUUUUUUUGCUGACUGUACUUUUUGCUGUAAAUAUUGAGUUUCAUCUACUUGAAAAGCUGUGAAUAAGACUUUAGUUGUACUCAGCCGUUUUAAAUUUGUAAACUGUACCACUGAUUUUGUAACAACCAUGUUACAGUAAAAAUGUUGAUUUUUACUUUUAAUUAACAAAUUUCUAGUCUAGGUACAAGGAGUCAGAUUCGUAAUGUGUAUAUUAAGUAAUGAUUAUUUAUUGAUAAAAUACUUAAUUCUUCCAAAAUUUGUAACAAAAUGUUAAUUUUGUAAAGCACAUUUUAAACUUGCAUUGAGAAUAUUGACAGGCUCUAAGUUUUCCAAAAACUUGUUUAGGUUUGCUAAAAUAAAGUUUAAUAGGCAUUUUGGACACAGACUUCUAUAGCCUAAUAAUGGGCUUCAUUUUAUGAGACAAGAUCGGUAGUAAGGCGAAUUAAUAAUUAAAUUAAUUUAUCUUUUUACAGGUGUUGCCAACAUAAUAUUCUCAAUGUAAAGGUUGUCCACAAAAAUUUUAAAUUUAAAAAAAAACCUAAUUUGGAUCUGUUAUUUAUAAUGUACUUAAGCUUAGCAAUGUUUUACCUUGCUUUUAAACUGGGCGUUUCAACAUGUUGAAAUGUUUAGGUCAUCAACUCAUCACUGACUUACACCAACCUGCAUAAGCACAACAAGCAUAUUGCAUUUGAAUUCAUAUUCAAUAGGUAGUGAUAGGUAAGCAACAUUGACCUGAGUCACUAACUAGAUGGGUGACCGGCUUAGCCUUUUUGUUACCUCCGUGCCUUAGCGAGUCACUAACAUCUGAUAAUAAUGUAACUGUUAAAACCUAAGAGUCGAAAUCUCUCUCUUAGUAGAGUUAUAUGUAGAACGAUCUGGGAACCCACCAUAUUAUAUCCCAAUAAAAUAUCUACUAUUAUGUGAGUAAUGGAAAGGGGUCACAACCUUCAGCAAUGAGGAAUACAACACAGAGAGACAUUGUAUGUUGUCUUUGAUUACAAUUUGUGUUGUAGUGUGGAAGCAGUUUGGUUUAUGUCAGUGAUGUGUGACAACCAUUAUUAUUUUAACAGGGCUCUCUCCGGCUUCAUACAAUUGUAGUUCCAAUCUCAUUUGAAUAUUAAGCAACCAAAGUCCAUGAAAUCUUGCAG
Maniola jurtina (meadow brown) is the source of this 3277-nucleotide messenger RNA. Its product is annotated as transmembrane protein 39A. Gene Ontology annotation, cellular component: membrane. The record is from RefSeq and is a predicted model, not a curated record. The transcript is spliced from 8 exons. Bases 92 to 1627 code for a protein of 511 amino acids. Lineage: Eukaryota; Metazoa; Arthropoda; Insecta; Lepidoptera; Nymphalidae.